GGUAUCCGAGGUGGGCCGGCAGGGGCCAGGGAGGUGCUGCUGCCUCCGCUGCUGCCGCUGCCGCUGCCACUGCGGCGGCUGCGCCCGCGGCACCGAGGACGAGGCUGAGGCCGGGGUGCGCGCUUGGCUAACGUGCCGAAUCCGCGCCUCUCGGUUGCACCGGCCCCUGCGGCCGCUUGCGUGUCUCGGCUGGUGUGUGUGCUGCCCCGGCGAGGAUGCGGCUGUUCCGGUGCCUUCUGAAGCAGCCGGUGCCCAAGCAGAUUGAGCGCUACUCGCGCUUCUCGCCAUCACCGCUCUCUAUCAAGCAGUUCCUGGACUUCGGGAGAGACAAUGCGUGUGAGAAGACUUCAUACAUGUUUCUACGGAAGGAGCUUCCUGUGCGCCUGGCUAACACCAUGAGAGAAGUUAACCUUCUGCCAGAUAAUUUACUUAACCGCCCUUCGGUGGGAUUGGUCCAGAGUUGGUAUAUGCAGAGCUUCCUUGAACUUUUGGAUUAUGAAAAUAAGAGCCCCGAGGAUCCAAAGGUCUUGGAUAACUUUCUACAAGUUCUGAUUAAAAUCAGAAACAGACACAAUGAUGUGGUUCCUACAAUGGCACAAGGAGUGAUUGAAUACAAGGAGAAGUUUGGGUUCGAUCCAUUCAUUAGCAGUAACAUACAGUAUUUUCUGGAUCGCUUCUAUACCAACCGCAUCUCCUUCCGCAUGCUUAUUAACCAGCACACACUUCUCUUUGGUGGUGACACUAAUCCUGCUCAUCCUAAACACAUUGGAAGUAUUGAUCCCACCUGCAAUGUCGCUGAUGUCGUGAAAGAUGCGUAUGAAACUGCCAAGAUGCUAUGUGAGCAGUAUUACAUGGGAGCUCCGGAGUUAGAAGUUGAAGAAUUUAAUGCCAAAGCGCCAAACAAACCUAUUCAGGUAGUUUAUGUGCCCUCACAUCUGUUUCACAUGCUAUUUGAGUUGUUCAAGAACUCAAUGAGAGCAACCGUCGAACUCUACGAAGACAGGAAAGAAGGCUACCCUUCUGUUAAAACCCUUGUUACUCUGGGUAAAGAAGACUUGUCCAUUAAGAUCAGUGACCUAGGUGGCGGUGUUCCCCUUCGUAAAAUAGAUCGUCUUUUUAACUACAUGUAUUCAACUGCUCCUAGACCAAGCCUGGAGCCUACAAGAGCUGCCCCUCUGGCUGGAUUCGGUUAUGGCUUGCCAAUUUCUCGUCUGUAUGCUAGAUAUUUUCAAGGAGAUCUAAAACUGUAUUCUAUGGAAGGAGUGGGUACAGAUGCUGUAAUUUACUUGAAGGCGCUCUCAAGUGAAUCAUUCGAGAGGCUCCCAGUAUUCAAUAAGUCAGCCUGGCGCCAUUACAAGACCAUGCCUGAAGCCGAUGAUUGGAGCAACCCCAGCAGUGAGCCCAGAGAUGCUUCAAAAUACAAGGCAAAACAAGACAAGAUCAAGACUAAUAGAACUUUCUAGAGAACUGAAUGCUUUGGUCCUCUCUGUGAAGAAAGAUCAUCUCGCGCAAGUCAACCUCUGAGCUCCUUUCCUCUACUCUGAGCGUGACACCAUCAUUAUUCUAGUGUUGGACCUUUGCCAGAGAAACUUUUCCUGUAGUUACUUCAGAUUUUCCACUAGAGUAGUCAACUGAGUAAUUUUUUCAUGGUUGGUUGUGAUUUGGUUGGUGCCGUCACAAGAGAGCACAGAGCCUCGUGAGUGCUCCUGUGUCCUCAUACCUCUCUCCUCAUUGUCAUGAGUCAAGUGUCUGCAGUGUCCCCAGGGUUCUAAGGUCCCUCCGCAUUCCAGAUACAGCAGAUCUCUACUGUUGCAGCUUGUGACCAAAUACCACGUUUGUCCCAAACCACCAACGGAGGCCUGGGAAACAUGGAGUUGAAGACACCAGUUGAGUGUGUCUUGGUGAUUCAGUCCCAGAGCCCCUCCUCUCGCACAUACAUCCGUCCUCACUCUCUGAGGGAGAGUUUUGCCUUCUGCCAUCUGACCAUACUCUCAUUGUGAGGUGUGUGUACUUUUGUGCUAGAUCUUACUCUUUGAUGCAUUGGUUUUAUUUUAAAAUUCAUUUGUAUACUUUUAUUCUGUCCAUUAAAGCAUUCCAAAAGUU
This is a messenger RNA of Phyllostomus hastatus (greater spear-nosed bat), 2103 nucleotides long. RefSeq names its product pyruvate dehydrogenase kinase 3 (gene PDK3). Bases 216 to 1463 code for a protein of 415 amino acids. Gene Ontology annotation, molecular function: pyruvate dehydrogenase (acetyl-transferring) kinase activity. NCBI's taxonomy places the organism in Eukaryota, Metazoa, Chordata, Mammalia, Chiroptera, Phyllostomidae. The record is from RefSeq and is a predicted model, not a curated record. Gene Ontology annotation, cellular component: mitochondrion. Gene Ontology annotation, biological process: regulation of glucose metabolic process; protein phosphorylation. The transcript is spliced from 12 exons.